Molecule: messenger RNA, 1494 nt
Organism: Lytechinus variegatus (green sea urchin)
Lineage: Eukaryota; Metazoa; Echinodermata; Echinoidea; Temnopleuroida; Toxopneustidae
Exons: 1
Coding region: 1-1494 (497 amino acids)
Cellular component (GO): membrane
Molecular function (GO): alpha-(1->3)-fucosyltransferase activity
Source: RefSeq, a predicted model, not a curated record
AUGCUGACGGCGAUGUACCAUUUAAGAGACCUGAAAGAGAUAAGAGCGAAGAAGAAUUCUGCAUUGGGCACCCGAGAGAUACUCAGCACCAAGGAAGCAGCUCGAAAAGAAAGGAAUCCUUCAUCGUUUGGUUUGGGGGAAGCCUCAAUAUUCUCGGACAAGUAUAGAGGUCCACCUGAGGGAGAUGACGCUUUUCGAAAUCUCAGUAUUAUAUCAUUUAGAUAUGACACACUGUUUGCUCGUAGAGGUCUAACUCACAGCAUUGCUAAUGUGGAAGACGAUGUUCUGACGUUCGAUACAUCUGACAUUUUAAAACCACUAUCGAAUGUGACCAUUGAAGAAAGCAGCUUGGUUCAUAAAAUCCAACAAAAACAGAGAGACGCUACCUUUAACUGUGUCAUCAGGAUUGCCAAGUAUUGUUCCUCUCGUUGUGAUUAUCUAGUUAAAGGUAAACAUUCGAGAGAAUGGACGCCAUUCAGAUGUAAACUCAGUGAGUUCUGUAGGUUUGAGACUCGUUUUAUAGGUAACCUCACCAAGGAGGUAAUGAAGACCAUCGAUGUUGUCUUCUUCAUACCCGGAUUUCGGGACGUUCGUCUGAAGCAAGUAAUGGCUGCAAGACCACCAGGACAACUCUGGGUGCUUUGCGCCAAAGAGAGUCCUCAGCAUGACCCAGAUUAUGCUCCUCGAGGUCUAACAGGAAACCCUUUCAAUCUCACCAUGACGUAUGUCAGGGACAGUGACAUUUACUUCCCAUACGCCACCGUGCGGAAACUUGGGAAGCCAAAUAAACAUCCUCCAGAUAUUCCAAAGAAAUCCAAGCUGAUAGCUUGGAUGGCAUCCAACUGCAAACCGUAUUAUUGGAAACGAACUGAACUGGUGAAGGCGAUACAAAGGAAUAUCUCAGUGGAUAUAUACGGCAAGUGCGGUACGGGAAGACUUGCCCAUGAUAAAACCAUCGAGACGCUCGAGCAAUACAAAUUCUAUUUAGCGUUUGAAAAUAGUGAAUGCCGGGAUUACAUCACGGAGAAGGUGUGGAAGAAUUGCCUUUCUCAGGGGAUCGUACCAAUCGUCUACGGAUCAACGCGAGAAGGCUACGAGAAAUCACUCCCAAGGAAUUCCUUCAUCUCCGUAGAGGAUUUCAGUAACAUGAGCGAAUUUGUAGAUUAUAUUCACGCACUGGAUAAAGACGACACGCGUUACAUGAAAUAUUUCGACUGGAGAAGGGACGGCGCGGUGCAGUUUCACUCUCCAUCUGCGUUCAGAGGUAGUAGACCGGAACUGCAUUUCUGUUACCUCGUCAAAAAACUAAUCUACGUCUUUGUACAUCCAGAGAACUCUUGGCAGAAAAGAAAUCCAGAUUUUGCUUCUUGGUGGCGGGGGCAAUGUGCCGAUUAUUCUGUUGAGAAAACCAUUCUGGGGUUUAAUACCCAUCGGUCAAGAGAAGAACAGGCAAUCAUUGAUGCAUCUAUGAGGCGCGGAGACAUUGAAAUGUAG